UGUGGCGCGGAGCCGCCGCUGCCGCCGGCCCGGCCAUGGCGGAGCUCCGCGGCGCUCCGGCGGGCUUCGGCCGCCCCGCGCCGCUGCCGCAGACGGGCUGGGAGCGGGUCAGCGAGCUCUGGCGGCUCGACGAGCAGCAGCAGUUCCCGGAGGAGACGAUGAACAUCGCCAAGUCGGCCUUCACGGCGGGCGUGGUGGGCUGGCUCUACGGGGGGCUGCCCGCCUUCGUCAGCGCCCGCAAGGCCUUCAUCGAGAGCAGCCACGGCGAGAUGUUCCAGAACCGCGCCGAUGCCGUGCAAUCUGCGCACCGCGCUGGUCUCCGGAGUUUCAUCCGCUACGGCUGGCGCUGGAGCUGGAGGGUGGCGGCUUUCGCCACGAUAUUCAACGUGGUGAGCACGGGCCUGUCUGCGUACCGCGAUAAAACCUCCAUCAGUAAUUUUGCUGCAGCAGGAGCCUUCACAGGAGCCCUGUUCAGAAUGCACUUGGGCCUGCAGGGCCUGGCGGGCGGCGUCGUGUUUGGAACAGCGUUUGGGGUUCCUGCAGGAGGCCUCCUGAUGGCAAUGUAUGGCUUGGCUGGUGAGACCUUGCAGGAGAAGAGGAGUCGUGAGCGCAGGGAGCUCUACGAACAGAAGCUGGCAGAGUGGCAAUCCAGGCUCAGUAUGAUUGAAAUCUCAGGCCAAACAGAAGGCAAUGCUCAGGGAAGACCAGAGCUGGAGAGAGCAAGAGAAUUGAAGAGCUACUGAGUCUUCCCCAGAUCUCUGUUGUAAGAAGCUACAUAGCAUUUUGAUCCUGCUUGAUCCUUCAGUCAAGGGAUCAUGGAAGUUGUCUGUGAAUGCAGUUGUAUCCUGUGAAAAAGUGUUUUGCUGAAAACAUUGUUCAGGGAUGGAUAUCACUGCACAAAGAGGUUGGAAGAGCCAAACGUGUUCCACCUGAGAAGUGGAAGUACAGACUUUACAGACCAGGAAGUGUCAUCUAGCUUUGGGAGGAAGUGAGGGUUCCAGAGCCUCAUCUAGAACCCAUUUCUCUGCUGAAAAUGUCCAAACCACUAGUGGUGUAGAAAUACUCAAGGUAAAGGGGCCUAUGAAUGAUUUGUGUGCUAAAGGUGCCCUGAAUCCAAAAGUUAAUUAUGCCCUGGUGAAAGCUGCUCUUCAGACAGUGCCUGAACAACUUGCUGAUGGUGGUUUCUUACUUGGUUCCUACUGUACUUGGGGUAUUUUGCAGCCAGUGUGGAAGAAGGGUGGAGGAGCUGGGAAUUACAUGGAAAUACCCUGAAAAAGGCAUGUUUUGGGUUCCUCAAUAAAAGCCAGAGGGUGCCACAGAAAACAUGACUUAUUUCUGGUGGUGACACUGGAAGGCUUGGCACUGUGGACAGUUUUAACAACAAGAAGGCCUCUAAUUUCAUUUGCAAUUUGGAAAUCAGGGGUUAAUUUUUGGGGUAAUGUAGUUCAAGACACUUAAUAAAGCCAUUGAGCAGUG
Onychostruthus taczanowskii (white-rumped snowfinch) is the source of this 1476-nucleotide messenger RNA. RefSeq names its product translocase of inner mitochondrial membrane domain containing 1 (gene TIMMDC1). Gene Ontology annotation, cellular component: mitochondrion. The record is from RefSeq and is a predicted model, not a curated record. The transcript has 7 exons. The coding region runs from base 36 to 743 and encodes 235 amino acids. Lineage: Eukaryota; Metazoa; Chordata; Aves; Passeriformes; Passeridae.